UUACCAUCCAUCAUUUACUAUAAUUUGUCUUCAAAGUGACGUUAGAUAUUUAUCAAAGUUGCCUAAUAGUUGAACGCUGGCCAAGAUGAAAAAGCUCAAUGCCGUCGACUGGACUAAACUUGUGAAAGAUUUCAUCCAACUGGAGCAUAAAAUUACAGCGAUGAAAGGGGAACAUAAUACUCUUGAAAUACAACUGGACGAGAAAAGCAGAUUUCUAAAACUCGCACAGAGCAAGGAGAAACAGUUAACUGAAGAGAGAGAUGGACUUUUGGAAACUGUCAAAGGUCUACAACACACCUUACAACAACAGUGCGACCUCAGAGUUGAAAAUGAAAGGCUGAAAAAUGAAGCUCUUCAGAUGAAGAAAGAAAAUGAAGCUCAAGUAGAGGAAAGCAAGACUCGGCUUCAAAGACUUGCAGCUGAGAUGAAAGUGCUGCAAGUUCAACACCAGAGGGAGUUGGAAGACCGUGAUAAAGAAACACAAAGGAAAUUGGAUGCUAAAGAUAUUGAAGUGAAAGUGGCUCAUGAGAGAAAUGAAUGUGCUUUGGAGGAGAUGAGAAAGCAGAUGAGGGAGAAAGAGAAAGAAAAGCAAAGCCAAAUCAUUAAACUUCAAAUGGAGUUUGGUGCUAAGCUUGCAAGGGCCCAGAGCAUGUCUGCAAGGAGUCAUCCGCAGACUCAAGCCUCUGCUCCUCAUCCUCAGAACAUCUUUAAACGAAAGCUCCAGUUCAUUCAGGAUGAGAAAAACAAAGAGAUUGAGGCUCUGCGUCAGAGGGUGAAAGAACUGGAACAGCAGAGCCUUUACGGAUUGAUGGACUCUUGCCUGAAGAGGAGGAAAAACUGAGACUUAUUAAGAUAUGUCUAUUGUAACGUGAGGGCCAAUUUCAUGCACCUGUUUCCGUUUGACAGUUAUAUUUAUGUAUAAAAAAAGUUAUAAAAAUGUAUUUCCCCCAGAAAAUAUUCUAAAUCCUUUUCAGUUAUGUUCUAAAUCUUUUAUGUUAUGUGUUUUUAAUUUAAUAAAUGAGCAUUUAUGAACAUA
Molecule: messenger RNA, 1036 nt
Organism: Ctenopharyngodon idella (grass carp)
Lineage: Eukaryota; Metazoa; Chordata; Actinopteri; Cypriniformes; Xenocyprididae
Product: coiled-coil domain-containing protein 152-like
Exons: 8
Coding region: 86-841 (251 amino acids)
Source: RefSeq, a predicted model, not a curated record